This is a messenger RNA of Mesorhabditis belari, 888 nucleotides long. Lineage: Eukaryota; Metazoa; Nematoda; Chromadorea; Rhabditida; Rhabditidae. The record is from the annotation of a GenBank genome assembly.
AUGGACACGAGUAACAAUGAAACAAAUCUCAAAUCAUUAGAACCGAAUAAAGACUCUCAUUCUCCGAUCGGCACAAUCCUUCUCAGAAAUGUUGUUCAAUACAUUUGUGUCGGUUUGAUGACGGAUAAAAUGCCGGGCAAAAAGCCGGACCUUCCGAAAGACGCGUCAAGGCAUUUGCUUACGGCGAGUGAUAUCGAAUCCUGGUUUGUGGAAAUCGGAAAAACCCUACCUCCACCGCCACAACAACCUCCUCCACCAUCCGAAGCACCACACCAACAACUUGGAAAUAAUCCCGAUUUUCCAAGACAGCAACAAAUAAAUAAUGGUAAAUCAGGUCCACCGCCUGCCUAUCCAUCAGUCAAUGGAAACUAUCAACCAGGCAAUGGAGGCUAUUUUCCACAACCUGUCAGGUCUACAGUAAUUGUGCAACAACCGGGUUUUGGAGGAGGAUACGGAGGUGGUGAUGAUCGAAUGCUCACCGGGUUGUUGCUUGGGUCAAUGGUUGGAUAUGGCAUGGGCAGUUUUUGGGGUGGUCAAUGGGCUUCUAUGGGCCGAUGGGUGGUUUUGGCGGUGGAUAUUAUUCGAAUAACGACACUACGACGGUCAACAGGUACUAUGGGGAAACGAUCCGAGCGGGCAGCAACCGGCGGGAGGGGAGAUGCUGCUGCAGGUGCGGGCCCGGUUGACGGAGGAGAAGCAGCAGCCGGAGGGAGACACUCAGGCGAUUAUGGUGGCUACGAAAAUGGAGGUGGUUAUGAUCAAGGCGAUUAUGGUGGCUACGACAAUGGAGGUUACGAUGGUGGUGGAUAUGAUUACGGUGGAGGCGGUGGUUAUGACUUUGGCGGCGGGGAUUUCGGCGGUGGUGGCGGUGAUUUUGGGGGUGGCUUU